AGCCUCUGCCCUAUUUCAGCAAGCGCAGGAUGUGUUGCGUUGGGACAGGGGAAGUUUUGGGGCGGCUGCCCCUCUCUCUCCCCACAGGCCGCUGCAGUGUCCGUGGGAUGAGCCGGCUGCUGCCUGGCGUUGUGUUGGCACUCAUGGGGCUGCUCUUUGCCAGGACCAUGGCCUGGACAUCCAGUGGGAAGACACACCCGGAGCUGGUCAACAACCUGUACAAAAAAGGGAUCAUUAAGUCCCAGCGAGUCUUUGACGUGCUGUUGGCUACGGACAGAGGUCACUACAUCAAGUACUUCCCAUACAUGGAUUCUCCUCAAUCCAUUGGCUACAAGGCAACGAUCAGUGCCCCACACAUGCAUGCCCAUGCACUGGAGCUGCUCAAGGAUCAGCUGGUGGAAGGUGCCAAGGCACUGGAUGUGGGAUCUGGAAGUGGAUACCUCACUGCAUGCUUUGCCAGGAUGACAGGUCCCACGGGGAAAGCUGUGGGCGUGGAGCACAUCAAGGAGCUGGUGCACGAAUCCAUCCGGAAUGUCCAAGAAGAUGAUCCGACUCUGCUCAGUUCCGGCCGUGUGAAGCUUGUGGUUGGAGAUGGCAGACAGGGAUACCCUGAGGAGGCUCCUUACGACGCGAUCCACGUUGGGGCGGCAGCAGCGACCGUACCCAAGGAGCUGCUGAAUGAACUGAAGCCGGGCGGGCGCUUGAUCCUGCCCGUGGGGCCUGAAGGAGCCAACCAAGUCCUGAUGCAGUACGACAAAACCAGCGAUGGGCAGAUCGUGGAGACACAACUGAUGGGAGUCAUCUAUGUCCCUCUGACAGAUAAGGAAAAGCAGUGGCCUCGGUAAAGAUUUGCUCUGCCCUGAGGAACGUUCCUUCCUCUCAGCCGUCCUUGUGAGCUUGCUCUCCUUGACUGCUGGCUUUGCUGACCGAGCCCUGGAUCCC
Molecule: messenger RNA, 942 nt
Organism: Acanthisitta chloris (rifleman)
Lineage: Eukaryota; Metazoa; Chordata; Aves; Passeriformes; Acanthisittidae
Product: protein-L-isoaspartate(D-aspartate) O-methyltransferase-like
Exons: 7
Coding region: 30-845 (271 amino acids)
Biological process (GO): protein modification process
Cellular component (GO): cytoplasm
Molecular function (GO): protein-L-isoaspartate (D-aspartate) O-methyltransferase activity
Source: RefSeq, a predicted model, not a curated record